This is a messenger RNA of Nerophis lumbriciformis (worm pipefish), 1032 nucleotides long. Lineage: Eukaryota; Metazoa; Chordata; Actinopteri; Syngnathiformes; Syngnathidae. The record is from RefSeq and is a predicted model, not a curated record.
AUGAUUGCCCCGAUCCAAGCGGUCACUAUCAACCAGAGUCUGCUGACCCCCCUGAGUCUGGAUAUCGACCCUAACAUCCAGGCUGUCCGCACACAGGAAAAGGAGCAGAUCAAGACCCUCAACAACCGAUUUGCUUCCUUCAUUGACAAGGUCCGAUUCCUGGAGCAGCAGAACAAGAUGUUGGAGACCAAAUGGAGCCUCCUGCAGGAACAGACCACCACCCGCUCCAACAUUGACGCCAUGUUUGAAGCGUAUAUCGCCAACCUGCGCAGGCAACUCGAUGGGCUGGGUAACGAGAAAGUCAAGCUGGAGGGAGAACUGAAGAACAUGCAGCUCCAGGUGGAGGACUUCAAGAGAAAGUAUGAAGAUGAAAUCAACAAACGGACAGCUGCAGAGAAUGAGUUUGUGGUCUUGAAGAAGGAUGUUGACAGUGCCUACAUGAACAAGGUGGAGCUGGAGGCCAAAUGCGAUGCUCUUCAGGAUGAAAUCAACUUCCUCAGAGCUGUCUAUGAGGCUGAACUUCGGGAGCUGCAGUCCCAGAUCAAGGACACCUCUGUCAUUGUGGAGAUGGACAACAGCCGUAACCUUGAUAUGGACGCAAUUGUGGCUGAAGUCAAGGCUCAGUAUGAGGACAUCGCCAACCGCAGCAAGGCUGAGGCGGAAAACUGGUACAAACAGAAGUAUGAGGAGAUGCAGAACUCUGCUGGACAGUACGGCGAUGACCUUCGCUCAACCAAGGCUGAAAUUGCCGAGCUGAACCGCAUGAUCGCCCGUCUCCAGAAUGAAAUUGAGGCAGUGAAGGCACAGAGGGCUUCCCUUGAGGCCCAGAUCGCAGAAGCUGAAGAGCGCGGUGAGUUGGCAGUGAAGGACGCCAAGCUCCGCAUCAAGGAUCUGGAGGAAGCCCUUCAGAGAGCCAAGCAAGACAUGGCCCGCCAGGUGCGCGAAUACCAGGAGCUGAUGAACGUCAAGAUGGCCCUGGACAUUGAAAUCGCUACCUACAGGAAGCUGCUGGAAGGAGAGGAGUACAGGUAG